Messenger RNA from Asterias rubens (European starfish), 2064 nucleotides. Its product is annotated as ELKS/Rab6-interacting/CAST family member 1-like. Lineage: Eukaryota; Metazoa; Echinodermata; Asteroidea; Forcipulatida; Asteriidae. The coding region runs from base 58 to 1545 and encodes 495 amino acids. The record is from RefSeq and is a predicted model, not a curated record. The transcript is spliced from 12 exons.
UAGCGUCGUGUGUCGACUGCUCUAUCGUUAAAGGAAACUCCUCUAAAACCUGUCAAAAUGUCGUCAAUUUCAAGCAUGGCGAGAUUCAGGAAUCCAACAAAGUCUGCAAGAGGUCCAGGUUUUUCUGCCACCUUGAGGCGGAGUGGGAGUCUUGGAAGUCUCAACAAACGAAGCUCUGCCAACUUAGCUCCGUCAUUCAAUGCUUCCAAAACUGGCCAAAGCACCUUGAACACAAGUCAAGACUACAACAACAUCGAAGCUGAAUACAUUAAGAACUUACAACAGCAGAUCUACUUCCUGGAAUUGGAGGCUAACUUUCUUCGAGACCAAGCAAGAAAAGCCACUGAUCUGCAGCCUAAAAUGACAGAAGAGGCUGGUCGAAUGCUUCACACACUUCAGGAUUUGCAAAGUGAUGUUGAUAGCCUGCACCUAGAGGUGAAGAGAAAAGAGUCCAAUCUACACAUGGUGAAUUCGGAAAAGACCAGGCUAGAUGGCAAACUCCAGCUACUUCACGAUACGCACGCAAGAGAGAAGAAACUUCUUGUUGAGGAGAUUGUUCAACUCAAGAAGCAGAACGAGAUGACACAACGAGAGAUUGUACAGAAGGAAGAUCAGAUCUUCAAUGCGCGUAAGGAGCUUGAUCGGGGGAGUACGUCACUGACGAGUGCCGAGCAGCAAAUAAGGAUCCUGAAUGCUAAGACUGACCAGAAGACUGAUGAGUUGAGGCACACCCAACUAGCGUUGGAAGAUAAAAGGACAGAGUGUCUACAAGUACAGACUCGGCUGCAGGAACUUGAGGAUCGUUAUUACUCCAGUACUGCUUCCAUCCAAGACAAAGCUGUCGAAGAAUUUAGGAAUGAGAUUCGUGUGAUGCAGCACAGGAUGAAGGAAACGGAGCUGAAUGCUCAGCAAGAUCGCUACUUGAAGAACAAAAUGACUGAUGAUGUUGGGAAUCUGGUGAAGGAAAACGCUUUGCUAGGAUCCCAGGUCGUUGAGCUUAAUCAACAACUUGACAGGGAGAGAACAUUGAGAGAAAACCGCGACACCAGACACGCUACCAAUAUCACUGAAUUAGUGACUGUGAGAGACAAAGAGAAACAGCUCAGCUUCGACCUCCAAAAGGCUAGGAAUGAGCUUCAGCAUGAGAGGGAUCGAGUUCAGCACCUACUUGAUCAACUGGCGAAGCAAGAGCAAGGUCAAGCAACCUCCUCCCUCAGCCAGAACACUCUACGCAGCAGGUUAGCAGAGAUUGAGGGAAGGUUGUCUGGGGUAGAGGUUGAGAACACCCAGCUUCGUAGAGACAAGAUGCUAUUGGUGGAUCAUGUAUCGGAACUCCAGAAACAGCUCUCGGAGAGAGAGAUGGAGACAACACGUCUACACGAUCAUCUUCAUACUCUAGACAGCACUAUCUCUAACAUGGACCGUCGCAAGAAGGUGGAGAACAGUCUACAGAGUCAACGAUGGGGGGAGUUUGAGAAGAUGGCCGAGAGUAUGAAGUCAUUGUCUAAGAGUAUGACCGCUCGAUCAGUCACACCCGAGUAUUGAAGACGUAAUCACCAAAACCUUGGUAUCAGGGUUCUGUCUUUAGUGGUGGACAAAUAUUUCCCUGGAAACCAUCGCGGGAUGGAUCAGUUACAUGGUAGAUCAUAUGAAUAGACUCAAAUAAAAGAAGUGCUCAAAAUGGUGAAUAUCCAAUUUCACAUUUCGUUGAAAACGUUUGUUGGUCUGAAACAGAGAGCUUGGCGGUUUUUCCCGGCACCGACAGAGACCUGUGUAUGGAUCUGAAAUCAGUCAUGUGAUGUAAAAAUUGACAUUGCAUUCGCAGGAAGUAUGAACCGGGCCAUACGUGGAAACUUGAAGUGAGUUACAUGAUUAAUAUAAUUUGAGUUUAUUUUGGUUAAUUCAUUAAUACUGCUAAAUAUUGGAAUUAUUAUUGGAAUGUGUGCUGUAAUUAAACCAAUCAUGCUUCUUCUCUUGUAAAUGAAACCCACAAAGAUCAGACUACUUGAAGGGUCUGGGUACCUUUUUUUUCAGGACACAAGACACAAUGUCCACAGAUUUACA